GAUUACAGACUCAAGUGUGGUGGUUCAAGUCCAUGGCACGUAAGGUUCUGGUUCAGGAGGUCAGCGUAUCGCUCCCACUCGCUCCCCCUUUCCCGGCUUGGCUGUUGCUCAGCUGAGUUCAAGGUGACUUUUACCAACAACCCAGCGGGUUAAAAAGGCCUUUUCACGCCUUAGUCGCUUCCAGGCCGUCGUUGAAGCCGCUCCUUGUCCCGGUUAUGUCUGACAGUGCGCCAAGCCCCAAGAAAGCAAAAAUGGCAAACUCUUUGGUCCAACUCAAGUCCCUGACCACCGUUGUCGCCGACACAGGUGAUUUCGAAGCCAUGAAGAAGUACAAGCCCACUGAUGCCACCACCAACCCAUCACUCAUGCUUUCUGCUGCCAACAUGCCCCAGUACAAACACCUCAUUGCUAAAGCUGUGGAAUACGGAAAGAAGGUUGGAGCUUCUGUGCCUGAGGCUGUAGAUGCUGCCAUGGACAAGCUGUGUGUUCUGUUUGGAGUCGAGAUCCUCAACAUCAUUCCUGGGCGAGUUUCCACUGAGGUGGAUGCCAGACUCUCAUUCGACAAGGAAGCCAGCAUUGCAAAAGCCCGCCGCAUCAUUGAAUUGUAUGAAGAGCAUGGAAUCAAGAAGGAUCGCAUUCUUAUUAAGUUGGCUUCAACCUGGGAGGGUAUCCAAGCUGCAAGGGAGCUUGAGUCCAAGUAUGGAAUCCACUGCAACCUGACUCUGCUCUUCUCCUUUGCCCAGGCUGUUGCCUGUGCUGAGGCUGGAGUUACUUUGAUCUCUCCAUUUGUAGGUCGGAUUCUUGAUUGGUAUGUGGCUAAUACAAAUCAGAAGCAGUUUGCUCCUCUUGAAGACCCUGGUGUUGUAUCUGUAACUAAAAUCUACAAUUACUACAAGAAAUAUGGAUACAAAACUGUUGUGAUGGGUGCUUCCUUCAGAAACACUGGUGAGAUUCAGGCUUUGGCUGGCUGUGACCUUCUAACCAUAUCACCCAAGCUACUGGAAGAGCUGGAAAAUAGCAAUGUUGAAAUUGCUCCUAUUCUCUCCCCAACCACUGCUCAGAAAUCAGAUCUGCAAAAGGUGACCAUGGAUGAAGCAACUUUCCGCUGGGAGCUUAAUGAAGAUCAGAUGGCAACUGACAAAUUGUCCGAUGGCAUCCGCAAAUUUGCAGUGGACUGCCGCAAACUGGAAUCAAUGAUUGCUGAUCUCAUUGCCAAGGCAAAGUAGUGAUCUUUCAGCAUUACACUCAGCAUCAAAUGCAAUUCUUGUUUUCACCCUCUUUCUAAAAAUAAUUGAGUAAUGUACAACCAAAUAGGAACUUUUACUAAUGCAUUUUGUAAUAAUAGACGAUAGUGAUAAUUGUACAAAUUCAAAUUGUACUUAAUAGUAUCAUGAAGUACAAAUUUAAGUAGAGACACAUGUUAAUGUGGAGUGAGUGUAUUACAACUAGGUCAUACAAGGCAGGGUUAAUAGUGAUCAAUUUUACAUUCCUAAUGAUUUGUACUUGAGAUGUGAUAUUUUGAAAGUUUAUUUUAUUCUGUGCCAGUGUUGUAUAUCAGUUAAGUUUUGACAGUUUUUCCAGAAGUGUAGUUUGCAUAUUUUAUAUGCUAAUUUUAAUAAAGCCAUCAAACCGAAAGCCA
This is a messenger RNA of Frankliniella occidentalis (western flower thrips), 1639 nucleotides long. RefSeq names its product transaldolase (gene Taldo). Bases 216 to 1226 code for a protein of 336 amino acids. Gene Ontology annotation, cellular component: intracellular anatomical structure; cytoplasm. The transcript is spliced from 8 exons. The record is from RefSeq and is a predicted model, not a curated record. Lineage: Eukaryota; Metazoa; Arthropoda; Insecta; Thysanoptera; Thripidae. Gene Ontology annotation, biological process: carbohydrate metabolic process; pentose-phosphate shunt, non-oxidative branch; pentose-phosphate shunt. Gene Ontology annotation, molecular function: transaldolase activity.